Molecule: messenger RNA, 2090 nt
Organism: Cornus florida
Lineage: Eukaryota; Viridiplantae; Streptophyta; Magnoliopsida; Cornales; Cornaceae
Exons: 14
Coding region: 19-1692 (557 amino acids)
Biological process (GO): RNA 3'-end processing
Cellular component (GO): TRAMP complex; nucleolus
Molecular function (GO): mRNA binding; poly(A) RNA polymerase activity
Source: RefSeq, a predicted model, not a curated record
AGGCUCAAUUUUACACGUAUGCUUCCGCCCUCGUUGUUUCCUUCUUCUCUUCUCUACUUUGCAACCAAACUGCAGAAGCUUCAUCUAUCCUACCUCUCUUCUAUCCUUCGUCCAUCCUUUUUCCAAACCUACACUGUUAAAAUUAAAAAAUUAUCUCCCAAUAAAAGUACUACUUUUAAACUAGUUCAUAAUAUAGUCGGCCUCCCGGUAAGAAGUCAGAAAGUCGGUUUCUCGAGCUUACCGGACACAAUGGAAUUUCAAGACUUCUUCUACGAAACCCUAAACCCUCUCUCCGCCACCGACCAAACACCGCCGCCUCCUCCACCACUCUCCGACGACUCCGAACCCUACGUCGUGUUCCGCAACCAAAUCUCUCUCUCUACAAUCCAUUGUCAAUCGCCGGAAACCGCCGCACACGACUACUUUUCUCUCGAUGUUGGUGCGGAUGACACCGAAUCUGAAGAGACUUUAAUUUCGACUCCGGCGCCGGCAUCGAGUCCGGCUUCGACUCGAAAAUUGGAACGGCAACUGGAGGGUGGUUGGUUUCGUGCUAAUAGUGGGUUCAGGAGCCCCAUGCUUCAGCUACAUAGAGAGAUACUGGAUUUCUGUGAGUUUCUCUCUCCAACUCCAGAGGAGCAAGCAACAAGAAAAACAGCUGUAGAUAUUGUUUUUGAUGUUAUCAGAUACAUAUGGCCCAACUGCAAGAUAGAGGUUUUCGGGUCGUUCGGGACAGGGCUUUAUCUUCCAACUAGUGAUAUUGAUGUUGUGAUUUUGGGAUCAGAAAUCAAAACCCCUAAAAUUGGCUUACAGGCUCUUUCUAGGGCCCUAUCACAGAGAGGCAUAGCAAAAAAGAUACAGGUGAUUGCAAAAGCACGCGUGCCAAUUAUCAAAUUUGUAGAGAAGAAAAGUGGUGUUGCAUUUGAUAUAAGUUUUGAUUUGCAAAACGGACCAAAAGCUGCUGAGUUUAUAAAGGAUGCUGUAUCUAAGUGGCCCCCAUUACGGCCAUUGUGUUUGAUCUUGAAAGUUUUCUUACAACAAAGAGAGUUGAAUGAGGUCUAUUCUGGUGGAAUUGGUUCAUACGCACUCCUUAUCAUGCUAAUAGCAACGUUGAGGAACCUCCAUGAGAACCAAGCUUCUCCAGAGCAUAACUUGGGAAUCCUUUUGGUUAAGUUCUUUGAUAUUUACGGACGCAAAUUGAACACAUCUGAUGUUGGUGUAUCUUGCAAAGGGGAAGGCACAUUCUUCUUGAAGAGUACCAGAGGGAUGUCAGUUAAUGGACAGCAAAUGCUUAUCGCCAUCGAGGACCCACAGGCACCAGCGAAUGACGUAGGGAAGAACUCCUUUAACUACUACCAGGUUAGAUCAGCUUUUGCUAUGGCUUUCUCAGCACUCACGAAUGCAAAGACCAUUUUAAGCUUAGGUCCCAACAGGAGUAUUCUGGGUACCAUAAUAAGACCAGACCCGGUACUGUUGGAACGAAAAGGAGGGAUUAGUGGGGAGGUGACAUUUGAUAAGUUGCUCCCAGGAGCAGGAGAGUUACUUUCCUCUGGCAAGAAGAGGAAGAAAUCUAAGGAGAAGCAGCCUGCUAAGAAAGUGAAAACAAAUCGGGAGGCGGGGAAGCGGUGGCAGGAAGAAAGUGGCACUAAGAAAGAGAAAGGUACGAAGAAGAAACGUUGGAAACAGUACAUUUGAGUAUUUCUUCAUCCCACUGCCUGGAAUUGCUGGCGGUGAUUGCACAACAACAAUGUGAGACACUGACCCAACCUUUUCAAGCUCAUAUGAGAUCAUCUAGUGCAGAAGGCAGAUUUACUCGAAACCUAGUCAAAGUACGUACGUCUUACUGCUUUGACUUCAAUUUUGAGCUGACAAUAUGUAGAGAUUGUGAUAAUCUUUUGUUGUGUCUAGAUUCUGAGCCAUUCAGUCACUAUAUAAAUAGGCUAUAGCUAUUGUGAUAAUCUUUUGUUGUGUUUGGAUUAUGAGCCAUUCAGUCACUGUAUAAAUAGGCUAUAGCGUCAUGACAGCAAGUUAUAAUUCAAUAUUUAAUGUUCCAUUAUUUCCUUGUGAAUUAUGAUAUAUUUCUUUUUGUAGCA